Cygnus atratus (black swan) is the source of this 8856-nucleotide messenger RNA. It is a transcript of the gene AAK1, whose product is annotated as AP2 associated kinase 1. The record is from RefSeq and is a predicted model, not a curated record. Lineage: Eukaryota; Metazoa; Chordata; Aves; Anseriformes; Anatidae. Gene Ontology annotation, biological process: protein phosphorylation. Gene Ontology annotation, molecular function: protein kinase activity; ATP binding. The transcript has 17 exons. Bases 408 to 3770 code for a protein of 1120 amino acids.
UGCGCGGAUGGGGCCGGCGGGGGGCGGUGGCGGCGGCGGCGGCGGCGGGGUCGGUCCCUGACGGGCUCGGUGGCCGCCGGGAGCUCCGUCAGGCAGCGAUGCGGGUCCCGGGCCCUGCCGGUAGGCGGCCCCCGCCGUGAGCCGCCCCGCGGGGAGCCGCUGGGGCUGCGGCAGGCCGGCCGGCCGGCGCUGCGGGGUGCAUGGGGGCGCCCCCCGCCCGCAGAGAGGUGUGACUCCUCCGGAGGACGGCGCUCGGCUCCGCAAGGCCAGCGGCCCGCGGAGCCCCUCGGCCGGGCUCCAGGAGCCAAAAAAAAAAAAAAAAAAAUUAAUAAUAAUAAUAAGGAGGGGGCGCGGGCCCCUGAGGAGAGCAUCGCCCCCCUUCCCAGGCGGCUGCUGCCUCCUGAGAGAUGAAGAAGUUUUUCGACUCGCGUCGGGAGCAGGGUGCCUCUGGCCCCGGGUCGGGCACCAGCGGCGGCGGCGGCGGCAGCGGAGGCCCCGGCAGCGGGUACAUCGGCAGGGUGUUCAGCAUCGGCCGCCACCAGGUGACGGUGGACGAGGUGCUGGCCGAAGGUGGAUUUGCAAUAGUGUUUCUUGUGAGGACUAACAAUGGGAUGAAAUGUGCCCUGAAGCGUAUGUACGUCAAUAACGAGUACGACUUGCAAGUCUGCAAAAGAGAAAUCCAAAUCAUGCGGGAUCUAUCUGGCCAUAAGAACAUUGUUGGAUACAUUGAUUCCAGUAUAAACUCAGUAAGCAGUGGCGAUGUGUGGGAAGUGCUGAUACUAAUGGACUUCUGCCGAGGAGGGCAGGUGGUGAACCUCAUGAACCAACGCCUGCAGACAGGUUUCACUGAGAAUGAGGUCCUGCAGAUCUUUUGUGACACUUGUGAAGCCGUAGCGAGGCUGCAUCAGUGUAAAACACCAAUAAUCCACAGGGAUCUGAAGGUUGAAAAUAUCCUGCUGCAUGAUCGUGGCCACUAUGUCCUGUGUGACUUUGGAAGUGCCACUAACAAAUUCCAGAACCCUCAAACAGAAGGGGUGAAUGCGGUAGAGGAGGAGAUCAAAAAGUACACUACGUUAUCCUACAGAGCACCAGAAAUGGUCAACCUGUAUAGUGGCAAACUUAUUACUACAAAAGCAGACAUAUGGGCACUCGGCUGUUUGCUGUAUAAGUUGUGUUACUUCACCUUGCCGUUUGGGGAGAGUCAGGUGGCAAUCUGUGAUGGCAAUUUCACCAUUCCAGAUAAUUCUCGGCAUUCGCAAGACAUGCACUGCCUCAUCCGGUAUAUGCUUGAACCAGACCCUGAUAAGAGACCUGAUAUUUAUCAGGUCUCCUACUUUGCAUUCAAAUUGGCAAAGAAGGAAUGCCCGGUCCAGAAUGUCCAGAACUCUCCAAUCCCUGCUAAGCUCCCAGACCCAGUCAAAGCAAGUGAAGCUGCUGCAAAGAAGAGUCAACCCAAGGCCAGGUUGACAGAUCCCAUUCCUACAACAGAGACGUCCAUAGCACCCCGCCAGAGACCUAAAGCAGGACAGACACAACCCAACCCUGGAAUUUUACCCAUUCAGCCAGCCCUCACGCCUAGAAAGAGACCCACAAGCCAAGCAGCAAUUCAGCCACAAGUUGCAGGGCCUGCUGCCUUGGGCAGUGGUCAGCCUUCCCUCCCUGCAAGUGUUCCCCAGCAAAAAGCAGCACCUCAACAGACUCCGGCACAGCCACAAGCCAAACAAGCUCCAGCUCCCCAGCAGGCAUCACAGGCACAGCCCCAGGUCCCUUCUGCUCAGCCACAAGCCACACCUCAACACCAACAGCAGCUUUUCUUGAAGCAGCAGCUACUGCAGCAGCAGCAGCAACAGGCUGCAUAUUACCAGCAGCAGCAGAUGAUGCAAGCUCAGCAGUUCCCAGUGAUGCAGCAAGGAGCGCCAGCACAGCAGCAGCUGAUGCAGAACUACUACCAGCAGCAGCAACAACAACAGCAGCAGCAGAUGAUGGCCCAGCAGGCAGCAAUGCAGCAGAAGACAGCAGUAGCAGCAGUUCAGCAAAAGCAACAGACUCCAGCACCUCCACAGACCCAGCAAAGUGCGGCCCAGCCAACGCCACAGCAGGAACAAGUGAUACAGGCACAAAUAAGGCAACAACAAAAACCUCAAACCACACCACCUACAGCAGUUCAGGGGCAGAAGCUGGGUUCUCUCACCCCUCCAUCCUCCCCCAAGACACAGCGUGCAGGACACAGGAGGAUUCUGAGUGAUGUGACCCACAGUGCUGUUUUUGGGGUUCCAGCCAGCAAGUCUACCCAGCUCCUGCAGGCAGCUGCUGCUGAAGCCAGUCUCAACAAGUCCAAAUCUGCUUCCACUACGCCCUCGGGUUCCCCAAGGACCUCACAGCAGAAUGUCUAUAACCCACCUGAUGUCUCCACAUGGAAUCCAUUUGAUGAUGAUAACUUCUCCAAACUCACAGCUGAGGAGCUGCUGAACAAGGACUUUGCAAAGUUGGGCGAUGGAAAAGCUCCAGAAAAGAUGGGCAGUUCCACAGAGAACUUGAUUCUGGGUUUCCAGCCGGCUUCUUCUGCAACUCAGCCAGAUGCAUUUGGUGGCUCUUCUUCCUUCACUGCUGGAACAGGUCUGCAGAGGGAUCCAGCCCUAUUUCCAGUUGUAGCUCUUGAUCUCUGUAAAGGACCUUCUGGCAGUGAUGGACUUGCUUUGUACAGAGGUCAGUCUGAGAUGCUAGAGGUGAAAACCCAGCACAACUCAGAGUCAGACUACUUAGCAAGAGACGGUCCUUCAAGCAACAGCUCCUUCUACAGCAGUGAAGGAGAGGGGACAGACCAUGAAGGAGAUAUUUUGGAUUGUAGUGGGUCCAGGCCUUUACUGAUGGAUUCAGAAGAGGAGGAGGAAACCUGCAAGCUGGGCCCAGGGUUCCUGCAAGCUGGGCCCAGGGAGAGACGGGAGGCUUCCAAAGAUGCCCACUCCCAAUCUUCCCAGGCCAGAGCAGGGGAGAUGCCAUUCCCUGCCUUCCAGUCGCACUCUGGGGAGGUUUUUAAUGAACCAGAUGUUUUUGCCACGGCUCCUUUCCGAAGCUCGAGAAAAGUGCCUGAUGAGGUGGAUGUCUUUACCAAAGCUCCUUUCAUCUCCAAGGGCAAUAUGGCUCACAGACAUCCAGAAGAAGCAGAUGUGUUUCUGAGAGCCCCUUUCACAAAAAAGAAAAGCAUGGAAGAGUUGACUUCUCAUAGCAUGCCUAAGGAACAGUUCACACCUCCUGUUUUCAUAAGUCAAGCAGGCGAUGUCCAACACAGAGCCAGCCCUAUGUUCCAAAGCCUGGAUACAGCAUUUCGUGGGUCCACGGCCUCGGCAAGACCUCAGUAUCCCUCUGCAGGUUUUACUCAGCCGACCAAUCUUCCUCCUUCUUCUGUAAGAGCGAUGGAGGCCCAGGAGAACAUCGCUUCUAAAGGUGUGCAGCCCGACCACAGCGGCAUGCCCAGUGAGAGGAACCAAGGACAGGUGCUCCCACAAGAAGCCAUCCUGGGCUCCAUGGUUAACAAGCCUUUCCGUCCACAAUCCUUGUCAAAAUACUCCCGUCACUACAGUCCAGAAGAUGGGCAAGGUCUUGAAGUCAAACCCAUAGCUGCUUACAAAGUGGUUUCUCAGACCAACAGACAGGCAAUAGCAGGAUCUGUCUCUGUUGCCCCUCUGUCUUCCAGGACUACGGAACUGCCCGACGGGGAUCCUUUUGCUUCAGCACCCUUUCCUUCCAAAGCAGGAAAGCAAAAGCCUUAAUCUGCUGUGAGCUGGGAGGUGUGCUUCCUGUAGAACACCUCUCACGGGACCUCUUAGUUGAAUUGAAUGACAUAGCAAUAUAUAUAUAUUAUUAUUAUUUGGUCAGAACUCUAUUUGCAGUGAUACAUAGUUGAACCAUUUUAAGUUAUGUUAGCUAAUCUGAAUGCCUGGCUCUCAGGAUCUUCAUAUCCUUUUCAAUUGCUUCUUACCUUCCUCCUCUCACUGCCUUCCACGCCACCCUCAGUUAUUUUUAGAUGCUUUUCCAAAACAGUAAUAUUCCAUACUUUCUGGCUGGGGAAAGGCGUUAUAAGAUGAAUUAGAAGGCUUAUUCAUUACAGAGCAAGUCAAGCGGGACUGGCUUAUGCUCUGGCAAAGAAGUGAUUUCGCAUGUUGAAGGGUUAUUGGGACUCCGUUCCCAGCAGUGGGGGCUUCUGGAGGACAGCAAGGUGACACGUUCUGCUGCUGGUAGCACUGGCAAGCUUGGCAGCUGAGGCUCCAGGGUCAUUCUGUCACGUACAGUGUGUGUUUGUGGGUUUUUAUGCACAAUAGGCAAUGCCUAACACCAGGUCCAUGCAGUGCAGAGGUGAGCAGAACAGUGGCAGUGCACGUGCAGCACCUCUUAGCUCGCUGCCAUGUGCAGGGCGCAGUGUGUCAGCGCCCGGAGCAGUCGGUAGGAGGACUCGGUGCCUUCCACUGCUUGUCUUUCAGACGCUCGAGAAUUGAAACUUCAGCGUAGCAAUCUGUCAGGCUGCUACCACUGCUGUUACUAGGAAAAUCAAAAGAUCAAGCAAAACUUUGACAUGCAUGUAUCUUAUCUGGUUUAUGCCAAAGCGUAGGACCCAGAAAUUUGCUUUUGUUGUUGUGAAGGAGAGAGCUGUGCAUUAUUACAGUAUUAAAAAUAUGCCUGAUGGAAAAGUUUAUUAUGGAAACAACCUGACAGAUGUCCUGAUCUGCAUACCUCAUUUGGUGUAAUCCUGCAUUGGGUGCAAUCCGGUUAGACUGAUAUAUGCUAGCAGAGAACUUGACUCUAGUUUCAUCAGUUCUGCCUUUUGUUUUCUUAUCAAUCAAGAUGAACCCAAACAAAAUGUACUCACUCUUCUCUGGUAACAUUUGCUCUACUUCAGAAAUCUUGUGCUUCCUACCGUAUUCCCAAAGAGAAAGACAUCUUCUUCCUGUUUGUUCUGCCAUUGACGUAGUGAAUCCCCAUAUAGUGUUUGGUGGGAAAAUAGUCUGGAAGGUUUACUCCAGCUGUUUGUCACUUGCUGGCCGCUAGGCAGAAAUAAAGUAGACUUUGCUCCCCUCUCUUCACAAUAAUACAAGGCAGAGAUAAGAGUGAAACCUCCUGCCUUUGUUUUUGCAAAGUGCCUGUUGCAUUGCUUGUCUUGGUCCUGCUAUUUCUGGCCAGCGGCAGCUAUGUAUUUGUAAGUGUUGUCUGGUUUCAAAGCGUGCAGGUGCAGGGCUCUUUAGGCUCGCAGUCACUCAUGCCUCUGUAGUGCAGUGGUCCUCCGUCCUAACAGGUGCUGAUGCUGCAGAAGGUCUCCCAAGAACAAUCUCCAGUUGUUUUGUUUGCAAGGGCUUCCCCAUUGACUUCAGGAGUUUCUGCCAAGCCCCUCGAAAGCCUUGCAGUGACCAUUUCCCAAGUGAAUUUGAUCCUUAUCCUGUAAGCUGGAGCCUUGCGCAAAGGAUAAAGGACAGAUUUUGCCUUUGGGGCUCUCUCACAAGUGGCUUUGAGCUUUUGUGGGGGAGUUCUUGGAGCUGGCUGCUGAGGUAGGUUGCUGUGGUCAGGACCUGCUGCAAAUGGAGCAGGUUUCUGUCCUGCCCUCUUACCGAUGUGCUUGUACUCAGAAGAUUCGGGACUACUGUCCCACUAGGGGAGGGAAGGGCCGAUGUAACUCCUUGUAAUGUGCUGGAGUCACACCAGUGAAAGCUGCUGCAGCCAAAUUCAGUCUAGUUUUUGGGGGGGGAAAAAAAAAAACAGACACCACCUCCAUCCAUAGCUUUGACUGAUGUCCAGAUAAUAAACAUUAAAGGAACUCAGCGAGCUUGUUACAGAUGCACGUGAAGACUGCUCAAACAAAGCAGAGCAGUGCACAUGAACGGGAACACAGUGCAGGUCUCUGCUGAAUUUUCAGCCCUGCAGUAAGGGGAGGGUGGAUGGAAAAGUCCGGAGCACCAGGAGAUGACAAGCAAAGCAUGUGCAGAUAGGAGUUACCAACUGCUCUGCGUUCCCCAUCCCCUCCCCAGUCUCAGUUCCCUUCCAAAACCUGCAGUUGCAAGCAAUAAGCCAAAUGUUACUGCAGGGAGCACUCAGCAUUGGGUUUGCCUGGAAGACAGAGAGAGAAAGUGGAACUGAGGUGUUGAAAGCCCUGCGGAGGGGAGGGACAGCUCUUGGAGGCAUGGAGGCUGUGUGCAGCUGGACCUCCUGCCCUGCUCUGCUGCACAGCACCGGUGUGCUGCUGCUGCAGGUGUGUUCUUCCCGUGCUCCUCACCGCCUCUGGGAGAUAAAGUGCUGCAAAGAAAUUUCUGGGUUUCCCUUAAGACCUUCAGUGAAGCCAAAGCUGUAGUUCAUUGCAUUUUGUUGUCGUUGAGUUUUCUGUUCAAAUACAUACCCGAGAGUGAUUGACCAUGCAGGUUGUUGCUGGAUUGGAUCAGUGAGAGAUGCCAAGGAGGACCGUGAUAUCAAACUGUGAAAUGCAGGGGAUACCAAGAAGGCUAAGCAUGAGGGUGUAGAUUUGUUUCAGCACAUGGCUGUGCCAUGGCUGUGCAUGUGGCCAGCAGGCUGAAUUUGGCCUUAAGCUGUUAAAUUCACUUGGGAAGCCAACGGAAGGUCAGGGCUUGGCAGUGUAGGGAUGGAUCUGUGCACUCAGGAUAUGCUUUGCUGGAGUAAGCAGGUACCACAUAUAAAUAAGAUGUGGGCUCAAGGUAUUACCUCUGCUAACUGGAUUCAUGUUCUUCUUACUUUCUUUCAUUAUUUUUUACUUGAAAAGUUGCUUUUGGAUAAUUCUGUGAAACUUCUUACGAUGCCACAUCCAGGUCUCACGUAACAAAAGAAAAAAAAACACUUGUGUGCUCACAUCAGUGAGGUGGAGGUGAGCCCUGUAUCGUUCAGACCUCGCUGUCCCGUGCUGCCAGCCGUGGGAGGACGGGGAGCACGCAGAGGUGCAGCUGGGUGCGAGGGCUCACCGGCAGCAUGGGCUCAGGUUGGGUCAGGCUGAAUUUCCAGCUAGCAUUUUGGCAGCUUAUGUUCCUCAAGCACUUUACACAGAGCAAGCUAACGAUGCUCCAGAAACUAAUGAUCCUGCCAGCAUGCAUCUAGUGCUUAAAUGGUUUAAAAACAUGUUGGGAGGGUGGGGGGAGAGCUUGUUUGAAUCUCUGUGUGUGACCUAUGAAGGAAUGGGACUUCUGGUUGCAGUCAGAAAAUUGAAUUUCAAUACCAGUUAGUCUGAUACCAUUCUAGUUUCCAGCCUGUAUUCCUCCUAAUCCUGCAUGGCCAGUACUGCAGCUUCAGCAUGAUGUAUUGUAAGUGGAAAUUUCAUUUCCUUAUUUUAUGAAGCUACAGUUUCUAAUGCUUAUGGAGUAAUAGUGCUUAUAGCUUGCUUUGCCACCUAGCUGAUGUUAAUGCAGCAAGACUGGUAUGGCCUCAAUGCAGCAUUUUAAAGUCAAUUUUCUGAACAGAACCACUGGUUUCACCUUUUUUAAAGCUGUAGUAAAUUCUGCCAGCUGCCCUGGGUCUCCUAGGAGACCUCAUGGCCAGAGGGACGCAAUUACCACUUCAGUCCUGUGACAAUCUUAGACAUGGUUCUUAUCCAUUGCCAACUUAACUUGAAUGCACUUAGAAACAUAGCGCUUCAAAGUAAGUAAGCAGAGUUUCUGCAUGAAAAAAAAAGGGGGGGUGGGGAGAAAAAAAGAAAAGAAAAGGCAACAGGCUUUGCUCUCUGUGCCUCCUUGCUGAAACAUUUGCACAAGUGCACAUACUGGGACCAGCUGCCCCAGGGUUCGCCCGCUGCAGCCUGCUGCAGUAUUUUUGGGACUUCUCCCCAUCUCUCAUCUCGGCACUAGUCAUGUGUGGCGUUCAGUUUACAAUCUUAGUCUCUUGAAGCCAGCACACACUCAGUCCGUACUGCACGGUAUGCAUGCAGCACGUCGGUGAUGUUAAGCUCGUGACAGCAAACCCGCGUGAGCAAUUGUGAUGCGCGCUGCCUGGAGCGCAUCUUCAGAGUGACUUAAUCAGGCAAGACAGAGUGCGAUCUGUUUAAUUGCUGAACUCUCAAUCACUCCAAAGUGGUAAUCGGUUACUUUAACUCAGCUUCCACCAAAGACUCUUGUGUUGGGGAGUUGAAUUUUUUUUUUUUCACGGUGUUAAUUUAAGGCCUUUUAGUAUACCAAAAGACUCCAAAGCAUUUUUAGAGCAGGUAUCUUGACAGUGAAAUCUUGUUCCAGUCUUGAAAUGCAUUCCUGAAACCUGAUCAGCUCUGUUAGAGUUUCCAAAAAUAAGCCCCGGCCUGUAGUUUCUGUUGUGCAUAGGGUGAAGGUUGUCACACACGGCUAGAAAAGCCCCCCUGAGAAGUGGGAAGGAUGGUGGUGAUCCGGCAAUCUGCUGGUCUCCUAUCCUGACCCCACUCUCUCUUCCACAGCAAGGGAGAGUGAGCUGCUUGCGAGCACAGGGAGGGCAGGGGGCUUUCUGUGUCUGUGUGGUUGGGGCUGGGAGCUUGAUGCAGGAAAGCACCAGGGGUUGCAACUGGUUGAGCAUCUCCGCACACCACAUCCAGCAGUGAAAGCAACUCCUACUGUCAGUGGAGGAGCAUUGUCUCCGCGUGGAGCAGAAAGCUGGAGCUGCAGGUGUUCGUGGCCUCUGCUGACUGUGAUGAGCGAUCUCUGUGACUUAUGUUGCAAGAGCAGUGUUCUGCUUGAACCACGUUGUUAUUAAAGUGAUUCGUAGUGGUCUUGGAAAUACCUCUGACUUGCAGAUUGGUGGAGUUGAGUGUUGCACUCUAGGUGUGAUCGUCUGUGUUUCCGGUAAUCAUUAUGAAGAAAUGUUCAAGUUGUAAACUUAUGUACAUUCUAUUAAAACUGUACCUGAUUACAA